Symbiodinium natans is the source of this 816-nucleotide messenger RNA. Lineage: Eukaryota; Dinophyceae; Suessiales; Symbiodiniaceae. The record is from the annotation of a GenBank genome assembly.
AUGGCUUGCCGCGUGGAGGACCUCGUGGACUCUGGGAAGAUUCCGGAGGAGUUUGCGGAGAGGUACGAGGCUUUGGCGGGCGCAGACAUGUCGGAGCUCCAGGACAUGGUGGACACGCUGCAGCUGCCAAGCGAAGGCUCUUCCAAGCAGCUGGCGUUCCGAAUUGUCCGGUUCUUGGCGGGCCUGCCUCCGACCAGUGACGCUGCGCUGAGGGAGGUGCCCAAAUUGGAUGCCGGGCCCAGCAAAGCCAAGCUGAAGCAGUUCCUGGUGAACUUCCUGUCGAAUGCAGACUUGGAAAGCACGACCAUUGGCCAGCUCAAGGAGGCUGCAAAGGAAGAGUUCGAAUUGAUGACAGACGAGGCCAUCAAGAACCUCCGUGAUCUAGCAGCUGGGGAAAUGCGGAAGCAGCUCACGGCCAGGAACCGCAAGCGAGCCAGGAUGGAAGCCGAGGAGACAAUGGAGGAGCCAGGCAAUGCAGGCGAAAAUGCAGACCCAGCGCCUGCCGACGAGGCCGGCAAAGAGGAUCCUACCGAGCCACAGCCGGCGCCGAGAGAGCCCCAAGCGGACCAAGCCGCCGCAGAGCCCGCGAAGGCCAAGAACACCACCUGCCCGGCUUGCGGCAACACCUACUUGGACGACUCGCGCUUCUGCCGCAAGUGCGGCCGCAAGCGUGACGAGGAGGCCGAGGGUGUCACUGAGGAGGCGCCCAAGGACAUGGAGCCGCCCAAGCCGCCCAAGGAGGACGAUUCGGAUGAUUCGGACUCCGACUCUUCCUGCCCGGCUGCCUUGCAGCCAGAGGGCCCCGGAAUCCAUUAG